AUGGUGACAGACGCAGAUUUGUAUCGCCGGUCGAGUCAGUAUCAGAAGUGGUCGUUUACCAAGGACCAGCUGGCUGAACUGCUGGCCAAACCUAACAGAAACGUGCCACCCCACGAGCUUGCUUUGACGGUUCAGGAGGAACAGCAAUUGAUCCUGUACUAUGCCGCCGAGCAAGUCAAGUCGGUGUGCCAGCAGUUCAAGCUGCCAUCCCAGGUUCGGGCGACGGCUAUAUCGUUUUUCCGCAAAUUCUAUAUGAGAUACAGCGUGAUGGAGUACCACCCUAAGCUAAUUUUGCCCACAUGUGUCUUUUUUGCCGCCAAAGCCGAGAAUGCGUUCAUGUCCAUUACCACAUUCUGCGACUCGCUAGCGAAAACAGAACCGAGCCAGAUCCUGGACCUCGAGUUUCUGCUGUUUAAAACACUAGAGUUCACUGCUACUGUGCAUAACGGCCUCCGGCCUCUGCAUGGCUUCUUCUUGGAUAUGCAAACUGUGCUGGACACGUUUGAUCGCACCGAGCUCUGCAGUAUUCACGACAAGGCCAAGUCGCUGAUUGUCGACAGUUUUGUGUCUGACGUUUGUUUUCUGUACACCCCAACACAAAUUGCGCUUGCAGCAUUGAUGGAGGUCAAUGAGCUGGCUGCUACGCAAUACAUGGCCCAGAGCAUGGACGGCCCGAACACUAGUCUAGAUCGACUGCUAACGCUAAUACAUGGCUGUCGGCAGCAGCUUGUUGUGAAUUUGCCCAGCCAGGAGGAGGUGAAGGGUAUUUCGAAAAAACUGAGUCGCUACUAUAAAGACACGGGCAGCGAGGGCCCGGCUACCAAAAAGCAGCGCACUAAUUAA
Messenger RNA from Wickerhamiella sorbophila, 843 nucleotides. Its product is annotated as Cyclin CCL1. Gene Ontology annotation, molecular function: cyclin-dependent protein serine/threonine kinase regulator activity. The record is from RefSeq and is a predicted model, not a curated record. Lineage: Eukaryota; Fungi; Ascomycota; Dipodascomycetes; Dipodascales; Trichomonascaceae. The coding region runs from base 1 to 843 and encodes 280 amino acids. The transcript has a single exon. Gene Ontology annotation, cellular component: transcription factor TFIIK complex; nucleus. Gene Ontology annotation, biological process: regulation of transcription by RNA polymerase II; regulation of cyclin-dependent protein serine/threonine kinase activity.